CUACCACACGCCUACCCCUCCAACGCCUCUACCACACCGCUACUCCUCCAAUGCCUCUACCACACCCCUACCCCUCCUACCUCCAACGUCUGCUACCACAUCCCCUACCCCUCCAACGCCUCUAGCCCAACCCUACCCCCUCCAACGCCUCUACCACAAACCGCUACGCCCUCCAACGUCCUG
Molecule: messenger RNA, 183 nt
Organism: Priapulus caudatus
Lineage: Eukaryota; Metazoa; Priapulida; Priapulimorpha; Priapulimorphida; Priapulidae
Exons: 2
Source: RefSeq, a predicted model, not a curated record